AGGAGGAGGAUGCAGAAGUAGAAGGCAUGCAAUAUAAGACACUGAGAACGUUUCAGCAUGGAAUCCGAGUUGAUGCCAUAGCAUGGAGUCCAGAAACUAGACUUGAUGCUUUACCUCCCCAGAUAAGGUUUUGUACUGCUGCUUCUGACAGGAAGUUAAGGCUAUUUACUUCAGAUCUGCAGGACAAGAACGAAUUUAAGACAUUUGAUGGCCACUCAGAUUACAUUAACGAUCUGGUGUUUGCUCCCAAAGAAGGUCAAGAAGUUGCAAGUGUAAGUGAUGAUCACACCUGCAGGGUCUGGGAUUUGGAAGGAAAUGAGAAGGCCCAUUUUGUUUUACGUUCUCCUGGAAUGAGUGUUUGCUGGCAUCCUGAGGAGGCUUUUAAGCUCAUGGUAGCAGAAAAGAACGGAACAAUACGAUUCUAUGAUCUAAUUACACAGCAGGCCAUUCUCUCCUUAGAGUGUGAACAAACGCCGCUGAUGUCAGCAGACUGGUGUUUAAAAAAUACUCUUAAAAUUGGAGCAGUUGCUGGAAGUGAUUGGCUAAUCUGGGAUAUUACUCGCUCCAGUUAUCCACAGGAUAAAAGACCCGUCCAUGUAGAUCGAGCCAGAUUAUUCAGGUGGUCCCAAGUGAGUGAAAAUCUGUUUGCAACCAUUGGAUAUCCAGGAAAGACAACUACUCAGCUGCUUGUUCAUCAUUUAGGACAUCCCCAGCCCAUUCUUGCUGGCACUGCAGCUGUAGGAUCUGGUUUGACGUGGCACAGAACUCUUCCAUUAUGUGCAGUCGGAGGAGAUCAUAAAAUUUUCUUCUGGGUAACUGAAAUGUAAAAUAAGCAUUUGCUUUCAAUAUGAAACUUCACAGCGUAACGUCUAUCUUCGAGUAAAACAAAGGAAUUUACUCUUUGUACUGGUAUUUAUUCACUUGGAGAACAUAAGAAAGGAACAAGUA
This is a messenger RNA of Antrostomus carolinensis (chuck-will's-widow), 948 nucleotides long. It is a transcript of the gene NUP37, whose product is annotated as nucleoporin 37. NCBI's taxonomy places the organism in Eukaryota, Metazoa, Chordata, Aves, Caprimulgiformes, Caprimulgidae. Gene Ontology annotation, cellular component: nuclear pore outer ring. The transcript is spliced from 8 exons. Gene Ontology annotation, molecular function: protein binding. The record is from RefSeq and is a predicted model, not a curated record. The coding region runs from base 27 to 827 and encodes 266 amino acids.